Molecule: messenger RNA, 2049 nt
Organism: Fraxinus pennsylvanica
Lineage: Eukaryota; Viridiplantae; Streptophyta; Magnoliopsida; Lamiales; Oleaceae
Source: the annotation of a GenBank genome assembly
AUGAAUCUAUGGACAGAUAGCAGUAUAACAAAAACAGCAGCGACAACAAUUACGACUACAGACGAUAACGCGUCGAUGAUGGAGGCCUUUAUGUCAUCCUCUUCCGAUCUGGGUUCUUUUUGGCCCGCUCCGUAUGCUCCAAAUCCUGCUGACCCACCCAAGUCCUCGUCGUACGUGUUGGCGACGGAUUCCACGGCACAGUUUUUCAAUCAAGAAACGCUGCAGCAGCGUUUGUUGGCGUUGAUGGAGGGUGCUCAGGAGAGCUGGACUUACGCGAUUUUCUGGCAAUCGUCGGUGGCUGAAUACGGUGGGCCGUCGCUGCUGGGCUGGGGCGAUGGGUACUAUAAAGGCGAAGAGAAUAAAGUGAAGCGGAAGACGGCGGCGUCACCGGCGGAGCAAGAAAACAGAAAGAAAGUGCUGAGAGAGUUGAAUUCUUUGAUUUCGGGCCCGCAAUCCUCGGUCGAUGAUGCUGUUGAUGAAGAAGUGACUGAUACUGAGUGGUUCUUUCUAAUCUCUAUGGCUCAGUCCUUUGUUAACGGGUCCGGGCUUCCCGGUCAGGCCUCGUACAGCUCGAGCCCAAUCUGGAUAGCUGGUGCGGAUAGGUUGAAUGCUUCUCCCUGCGAGCGGGCCCGCCAGGCUCAGAUCUUUGGGAUCGAGACCAUGGUUUGCAUACCUUCUUCAAACGGCGUCGUGGAGCUUGGUUCGACCGAGGUAAUUGUCCAGAGUUCGGAUCUCAUGAACAAGGUUAGAGUUCUGUUCAAUUUCAAUGGCAUGGAAAUGGGUUCGGUGGCUCCGGCCCCGGGCCGUGGAUCGGCAUCCCGCUCGGGCUCUUGGGCGGCCUUGGCGGAGAAUGACCCUUCAGCCUUAUGGUUAACCGACCCCACGUCCUCCGGUGUUGAAAUGAGGGAUUCUUUGAAUAAUAACAAUACUAAUAUUAAUAACAAUGGUGUGGGGAGUUCAAUCCCUUCGGUUAGUGCUAGUAAGCAAAUUUUGUUUGGGAAUGAAAAUCCUAGUACUAGUACUUUAACAGAGAAUCCGCGCCAGCAGCAGCAGGCACCGGGGGUUUUUCCAAGGGAGUUGAAUUUUUCCGAAUAUGGGUUCGAUGGGGAUAGUGUUAGGAAGGUGACUUGUAAGCCGGAAUCGGGUGAGCUUUUAAAUUUCAGGGAGAGUACAAAAAGGAGUGCAUGUAGUGGUAGUGGAAGUUUGUUUGGUAUUCAAGGGGAGAAUAAUAAUAAUAAUAACAAUAACAAUGUUAGCAACAAGAACAAGAAUAAGAAGACGUCCCCAACCUCAAGGGGGAGUAACGAGGAGGGCACAUUUACUUCAGGUGUGAUUUUGUCCCCUUUGGGUGCUGGGAAGACGAGUAAUGGUGGUGGUGGGGAAUUGGAUCAUUCAGAUCUUGAGACAUCUGUGGUUAAAGAGGCGGAUAGUAGUAGAGUAGUCGACCCUGAGAAACGGCCUAGGAAAAGGGGUAGGAAGCCUGCAAAUGGGAGAGAGGAGCCUUUAAAUCACGUUGAGGCCGAGAGGCAGAGGAGGGAGAAGUUGAACCAGAAGUUUUAUGCACUUAGAGCUGUUGUACCAAACGUGUCCAAGAUGGAUAAGGCUUCACUACUAGGGGAUGCUAUAUCUUAUAUUAGUGAGUUGAAAUCAAAGCUUCAAAAUACAGAGUCGGAUAAGGAAGAAUUGAAGAGCCAAUUGGAGUCGGUGAAGAAGGAUUUAGCAACUAAAGAGCCUCGAGGUUCAGCUCCUCCACCCGAGCAAGAUACCAAAAUGUCAAGCCAUGGCGGUAACAAGAUUGUUGAUGUUGAAGUAGAAGUUAAGAUCAUUGGUUGGGACGCGAUGAUACGGGUUCAAUCUAGUAAGAGUAACCACCCAGCUGCAAGGCUGAUGAUGGCCUUUGAGGAACUAGACCUGGAUGUUCACCAUGCUAGUGUGUCGGUGGUGAACGAUUUGAUGAUCCAGCAAGCCACGGUGAAUAUGGGAAGCCGAUUUUACACAAAAGAACAGCUUAGGGUUGCAUUGACAUCAAAAGUUGCUGAAAAUCGAUAA